This is a messenger RNA of Trichomonas vaginalis G3, 1656 nucleotides long. RefSeq names its product protein phosphatase 2C family. Gene Ontology annotation, biological process: protein dephosphorylation. The transcript has a single exon. The record is from RefSeq and is a predicted model, not a curated record. Gene Ontology annotation, molecular function: protein serine/threonine phosphatase activity; cation binding. Lineage: Eukaryota; Parabasalia; Trichomonadida; Trichomonadidae. The coding region runs from base 1 to 1656 and encodes 551 amino acids.
AUGGGAAACGGUGUUUCUGCUUGCGAUUCCUCCAAACUCGCAAACACCGAAGCCCGCGUCUUCUUUGACAAGAUUGUCGCCGUAUAUUCCAAUCUCCCAGACCAAUACCAAAAAGAUAAAAAUUUAGUUCGUCUUGUUGUUUCUAUUUACGAGUCAAUGAAAAUACUCCCAGAUACAGACACAUCAUUUGGUAUAACAAUUACAGGACGUAAUGCAGGCAAUUUAUUCUUAAAACGUUUAAUGCCAUUAUUACAUACUUUGCCAGAUAAUCUCACUAAAGUAUCAUUUAGAGGAAGUGACCUCUCUGAAGAAUCCAUCCCCUAUUUAAUUCACUUCAUAUUAAACACUCCACACUUAGAACAGCUUGAUCUUUCAGAAAAUAACCUCGGACAUCAAUCAAAGACUGUUUUUGAAAUCAUAACAGCCCACGAGCAUCUUACAUCACUUAUUAUGGAAGAAUGCCAUAUAGAUGAUACAGCAACAAAGGCGAUUAUUAAUUUGCUUUCAAAUAACACUAUAUUGCAAACAUUCCGUUUAGAAUCAACCAAUCUUUGCAAGGAGAGUAUCAAUGAAGUCUUCAAAGCCCUCAAAAACAACAAGUCUAUCACAGUUGCAACUCUUGGCGAUUCCUUACUUGUAGAAGUCAACGAAGUAACAGAACGCAACAAAUACGCGAAGACUCUUACAGAUCAGAUUUGCAUGUCUCCUUUCAAACGCAACUUUGCCAACAAAAUGAACGCAUACAAAUCAAUUAAAGGCCGUGAAAUGCUUGCAGGCCGUGCAAGACAGAAAGAAGAAUCUCGUAAGGCUAAUCCAGAUAUGUUCCAGAAGUUAGAAACAACAGAUGAAAGAGCUCGUCAAAUCGAUACAAUUGAAACCGCCGCAUCAUUACAGCGCUUCAGAUCUGGUAAGGCAGAAAUGAUCGGACGUCGUCCAAACAUGGAAGAUGUCUCAAUCAUCGUCGAUAAGUGCCCAAGCGAAAAAGGAAUUAUGUACGGAAUCUUCGAUGGCCAUGGUGGCAGAGAAGCUGCAGAAUUUGCAGGCGAACAUCUUCCUAAGAACAUUGCCGAUCGCUAUAGCAGACAACCCCUUGAUGAAGCUUUAAUUAACUCAUUCAAAUUCCUCCAGAUCGAUAUGAAGAACUGGUGCGUUUAUGUCGGUUGCACAGCAUGCUUAGCCAUGAUAGAAGGCAGAAACCUCACAGUUGCAAACAUCGGAGAUACACGCGCCGUUUUAUGCCGCGGAGGAAAAGCCAUCAGAUUAUCGUUCGACCACAAACCAGGUUUACCAGAAGAAACCGCUUAUAUACAGUCCAAGGGAUCAUUCGUAAGAGAUGGAAGAGUUGGAGGAAUGCUCGCUGUAUCAAGAGCUUUCGGUGAUGGUUUCCUCGGCGAUGCUGUAAAUCCAACUCCUUACAUUUCUCACAUUGAAUUGACAAAUGAAGACUUGUUCCUCAUCAUAGCUUGCGAUGGUGUGUGGGAUGUUAUCAUGGACCAAGAAGCAUGCGAUUUAAUUAUGCCAGAAGUUGAUCAGUUAACUGCUGCAAUGAAAUUAAGAGAUGCAGCAUAUGACAAAGACUCACAAGAUAAUAUAUCAGUUAUUGUUGUUAAUCUUAAGGAUACUCUACUUAAAGAAAGUGAGGCCGAAGCACAGUGA